UCUACUUCGAGCUUGAUUUUCCCUCCAACUUGUUCUUCAUCUAUUUUCCGGGAAAAUGUUGGGACGUGGUAAGGGUUUGGACAAGGGAGGAGCAAAACGUCACCAUAAGGUCCUCCGGGACAACAUCCAAGGCAUCACCAAGCCCGAGAUACGUUGUCUGGCUUGUAGGGGUGGUGUGAAGCGUAUCAUCGGUCUGAUCUACAAGGAGAACGUCAUUCGUGAUUCCGUGACAUACACCGAGCAUGCAAGGAGAAAGACUAUGGCAGCCAUGGAUGUGGUUUACACUUUGAAGAGGCAUGGAAGGACUCUCUAUGUAUUUGGGGGUUAGACUGUAUAAUUUGGGCCUUAAGAUGUUAAGUUCUUACUAGCGAUUGUAGAUCUUGGCUAUAGAUCUGAUUUCCAUGUUCUUUUUUGUUAUUUCCUUUUGUUUCUACAGGUUGUAAU
Messenger RNA from Juglans microcarpa x Juglans regia, 444 nucleotides. RefSeq names its product histone H4-like. The transcript has a single exon. The coding region runs from base 56 to 328 and encodes 90 amino acids. Gene Ontology annotation, molecular function: DNA binding; structural constituent of chromatin; protein heterodimerization activity. NCBI's taxonomy places the organism in Eukaryota, Viridiplantae, Streptophyta, Magnoliopsida, Fagales, Juglandaceae. Gene Ontology annotation, biological process: nucleosome assembly. The record is from RefSeq and is a predicted model, not a curated record. Gene Ontology annotation, cellular component: nucleosome.